Messenger RNA from Venturia canescens, 595 nucleotides. RefSeq lists its product as uncharacterized. The transcript is spliced from 4 exons. The record is from RefSeq and is a predicted model, not a curated record. The coding region runs from base 62 to 382 and encodes 106 amino acids. NCBI's taxonomy places the organism in Eukaryota, Metazoa, Arthropoda, Insecta, Hymenoptera, Ichneumonidae.
CUGCGUCAAAGAAUUUCGGUAGUCGUGGCUCGGAGGUUGGAAUUUGAUUGAAGCACACUCAAUGGCGCCUCAACAACAGCUGGUCAAGUUAAUACGCUCGGGCAUGGUACAGCUGGCUUCUAGACCGAGAGCUGAAGUUUAUUGUGCCGCGAGUCGUGGAAAUCUGCAUCUCAUACCAGUCAAGAUUAUCGAUUCUCCACGCAUUCCAAACAACAUUUUUCUUUCACCUCACUCGUUGUACGCGAAUAUAUCCGAGAAUAAGCCUUUCGCCGAAGCUGCUGUUGGAGCACCUUCGAGGCCUCUCAAGAAUACCCUCAGGCUUGGCUUCUCACGGAAUUCUUCCUUCGGUUUCAAGGAUGAACAAGAGCUGUACCGAAUUUGAGGACUUAGCAUUUCUACAAAAAUAUGUAAGAGCAUUAGUGUUGAAAUAUUGGGGAUCGUUAAAACCUUUCGCGACACCUUGACUUCAUCAAAAUGUUAAUUAAAUAACACAAUGAAGAGAACGAGAAAAUUGUAGCUUUAGUACCCAUUAAAGUGACAUUACGGCAGCGGUCGUCGUUAAUUCCACCCAGAGAAAAGAGAAGAUAAAAGUAUA